Mus caroli (Ryukyu mouse) is the source of this 5126-nucleotide messenger RNA. RefSeq names its product dipeptidyl peptidase like 10 (gene Dpp10). The record is from RefSeq and is a predicted model, not a curated record. Gene Ontology annotation, biological process: proteolysis; regulation of potassium ion transmembrane transport. NCBI's taxonomy places the organism in Eukaryota, Metazoa, Chordata, Mammalia, Rodentia, Muridae. Gene Ontology annotation, cellular component: plasma membrane; voltage-gated potassium channel complex. Gene Ontology annotation, molecular function: serine-type peptidase activity; potassium channel regulator activity.
CUACACCAGUGGGGAGCGCGUACGGGGCUGUCUCCCGCGCGCUUUAAGGUUGCUCGGGAGAUGCUGGAGCGCAAAGCCUGGCUGCUGCUGCUGCUGCUGCUACUACUGCUACUGCUGCUGCUGCACCUGGCGCGCUGAGCACCGUGCGGGUAGCCCCGAGGGCCAGCGGCGGUGCGGGUGCGCGGGUGGCAGACUGCGGUAGAAUGAAAGCCUGGCUCCUCCGGCGUUGCAAGCCACCGCUCCGGCGCGAUCAGGUGCUGGCAGCCAGCCGCCCGCCGCUCCACUAACUUGCCACUUGGUCGCAUCUGGUGUCUGCAUUUUCGGGUGGUGGUGGGGGGGCGGGGACAGUGGGGAGUCCGAGGAUCUGCGGUAGUGGAAAAGAGGGAUCCUGCAAAAGAGGGAGACUACUUGCCUCUGCUGCCGCUCUCCGUCCCCUCCCUGGCGCUGCCCUCCACCCCCCCUCCCCAACCCCACCGCUGCCGCCGCUGCUUCUCUCUUCCGCCAAUUCCGAGAGCGACGGGGCGUCUGUGACAUGCGAUCGCUUGCCAAGUGACGGUCCCCGAGUGUGAAGUGCCCGCGAGGAAGUGUGAGCUCCGACGCGGGCGGCAAGGGGAUGACAGCCAUGAAGCAGGAGCAGCAACCCACCCCCGGGGCCAGGGCAACCCAGUCGCAGCCAGCCGACCAGGAACUGGGAAGUAACAGCCCUCCACAAAGAAACUGGAAGGGAAUCGCCAUUGCCCUGCUGGUGAUCUUGGUAGUAUGUUCACUCAUCACAAUGUCUGUCAUCCUGUUAACACCAGAUGAACUAACAAAUUCUUCAGAAACAAGACUGUCACUAGAGGAGCUUUUGGGGAAAGGAUUCGGACUUCAUAAUCCAGAAGCUCGGUGGAUCAAUGAUACAGUCGUGGUAUAUAAAACCAACAAUGGACACGUCAUGAAACUGAAUACAGAAUCAAAUGCUUCCACAUUGUUAUUGGACAACUCAACUUUUGUAACGUUUAAAGCCUCCAGACACUCACUUUCCCCAGAUUUAAAGUAUGUUCUCCUGGCAUAUGAUGUCAAGCAGAUUUUUCAUUACUCAUUUACCGCUUCAUAUUUGAUUUACAACAUACACACUGGGGAAGUGUGGGAGUUGAAUCCCCCAGAAGUUGAGGACUCAGUGUUGCAGUAUGCGGCCUGGGGUGUGCAAGGACAGCAGCUGAUUUAUAUUUUUGAAAACAAUAUCUACUAUCAACCUGAUAUCAAGAGCAGUUCUUUACGACUAACAUCUUCAGGAAAGGAAGGCAUUAUUUUUAAUGGGAUUGCUGACUGGUUAUAUGAAGAAGAACUUCUGCAUUCUCAUAUCGCCCACUGGUGGUCACCCGAUGGAGAGAGGCUUGCCUUCCUGAUGAUAAAUGACUCCUUGGUGCCUAACAUGAUCAUACCUCGGUUUACUGGAGCACUGUACCCCAAAGCAAAGCAGUACCCAUACCCCAAGGCAGGUCAAGCGAACCCAUCAGUGAAGUUAUAUGUUGUAAACCUGUAUGGACCAACUCAUACAUUGGAGCUGAUGCCACCCGACAUUUUUAAAUCAAGAGAAUAUUACAUCACCAUGGUUAAAUGGGUGAGCAACACCAGGACAGUGGUCAGGUGGUUGAAUCGGCCUCAGAACAUCUCCAUCCUCACAGUCUGUGAAUCUACCACCGGGGCAUGCAGUAGGAAAUAUGAGAUGACGUCCGACACCUGGCUCUCUAAACAGAACGAGGAACCAGUGUUUUCCAGAGAUGGAAGCAAGUUCUUCAUGACUGUUCCUGUUAAACAAGGUGGAAGAGGAGAAUUCCACCACAUAGCUAUGUUCCUGGUCCAGAGUAAAAGCGAGCAAAUUACGGUGCGGCAUCUGACAUCGGGAAACUGGGAAGUGAUAAGGAUCUUGGCCUAUGAUGAAACAACUCAAAAAAUUUACUUUCUGAGCACAGAAUCGUCUCCCCAAGGGAGGCAACUAUACAGUGCUUCUACUGAGGGACUAUUGAAUCGUGAUUGUAUCUCAUGCAACUUUAUGAAAGAAGAUUGCACGUAUUUUGAUGCCAGCUUUAGUCCCAUGAAUCAACAUUUCUUGUUAUUCUGUGAAGGUCCAAAGGUCCCAGUGGUCAGCCUUCACAUCACAGACAACCCAUCAAGGUAUUUCCUCUUGGAAACCAAUUCUGUGAUGAAAGAAACUAUUCAGAAGAAGAAGCUCGCAAAGAGAGAGACUAGAAUACUUCACAUUGAUGACUAUGAACUUCCUUUACAGUUGUCCUUUCCCAAAGAUUUUGUGGAGAAAAACCAGUAUGCUCUUCUAUUAAUAAUGGAUGAAGAACCAGGAGGCCAAAUGGUGACAGAUAAGUUCCAUGUUGACUGGGAUUCAGUUCUUAUUGACACCGAUAAUGUCAUUGUAGCAAGAUUUGAUGGCAGAGGAAGUGGAUUCCAGGGCCUGAAAGUUUUGCAGGAGAUUCACAGAAGAAUAGGCUCAGUAGAGGCAAAGGACCAAGUAGCCGCUGUAAAGUAUUUACUGAAACAGCCAUAUAUUGACUCCAAAAGAUUAAGCAUUUUUGGAAAGGGAUAUGGGGGCUACAUCGCCUCAAUGAUCUUAAAAUCAGAUGAGAAGUUUUUCAAAUGUGGAGCCGUGGUUGCGCCCAUCUCAGACAUGAAGUUGUAUGCCUCAGCUUUCUCUGAACGGUACCUUGGCAUGCCAUCAAAGGAAGAAAGCACUUACCAGGCAUCCAGUGUACUGCAUAACAUUCAUGGUUUAAAAGAAGAAAAUUUAUUAAUAAUUCAUGGAACUGCUGAUACAAAAGUUCAUUUCCAGCAUUCAGCAGAAUUGAUCAAGCAUCUGAUAAAAGCUGGGGUGAAUUACACUCUUCAGGUCUAUCCAGAUGAAGGAUAUCACAUUUCAGACAAGAGCAAGCAUCAUUUUUACAGCACAAUUCUCAGAUUCUUCAGUGAUUGUCUAAAGGAAGAGGUAUCUGUGCUGCCACAGGAACCAGAAGAAGAUGAAUAAUGGACUUCACUUAUACAGAGCUGAAGGGAAUAUUGAGGCUCAAUGAAACUGAACCAAGAGACUGUCUUGUUGUAGACGCUCCAGAAUUCUAAGGGCAGCUUGAGGAGAUAAACCUGGAACAGCACACUCAGACAGUGAACUAGACCUUGGAGACAGACAUCCACACUACUGUGCUGCCAAGGGUGCAGAAGGUGUUUCAUUGUAAACGGAAGUUGCAAGGGUUGGUUUCCUGGGGAAAAAAUUAGUUUCACAUUAAAGUAGGAAUAGUGCAUGUUUCCUUCCGUUAUCCCCUUUUGUUCUGUGACUAGUUACCCUCACUUUGAUUUCAAUGGUCAUGAUCACCUUUGCAUAAAGUGCAUAACGUACCAUCAGUACCACAGUCCCUGAUCUUUGAUGGCUGAGCUGCAAUCUAACAUGUUAAUGUAUCUUUAUAAUAAGUGCAAUUUUCUCAUUGUCUAUUAUUAUGCUUAAGAAAAUAUUCAGUUAAUAAACAAAAAGCAGAGUAUUUUACAUAAAGUUCUGUUUUUAAAAAGGAAUUAUUAAAUGAGUCAAGGCUAUGUAGAAAUAUGGAUUUCAGCACCUUCCAAAGUUCAGGCAGUUGUCAGUAGAUAGAAUACUUUUAAAUCAACACACACGAGUGUUUGUCUCACAGUAUAAUAUAAAUAUAUAUAUACACGCACGUGUGCAUAUGCAGACAGUGAGUCUAUCUUUAUAUGUUACUCAUGCUACAAAGGGUAAACUUUAAUGAAUUACAGUGGCUACUCUUUUACAGGCUGCAAUGGAUGCUUCUUUAAUGAGCCAAAUAUGAUGAGACCCUUUUGUUUCCAGUUCAGAUUCUAGCAAUUGCUUUCCUAUAAAUGUUUGGGUUAUGUUUGGUAUUGUUUCUAGUGGUUAAUAGUUUUCUAGUUGCAGUUUACUUUUUUGAAUAUGAUAUCUUGUCACAUGUAAAUUAGAUAUUAAAUAUUAAAUUAUAGUUUCUGAUAAAGAAAUUUUGUUAAACAAAUGCAAUGCCACUGAGUGGCAUUUUGCUCUCUUGGUGGAGAAGGCUUUUUUAAACACUCAAACCUUUUACUUCAAAUUCUCCGUGCAGUAAAGUCAAUUCUCAUUUUCAUUAUAAAAGCAGAAAUAAGAAUUAAUUCAUUUUUCCCAGAGUCUACUCAGCAUUCCAUGCCUGCUCAAUGCAUCUAUUGCUGUUUAACUAAGCCCUUACUAUAAGAAUUAAAAGAAAUCAUUUUUAUUCAUUGCCCCUCACCCCCAGAACACAAACAGCAGUAUGUGGUAUUGCAUUUCAAUGGACAGGACAUGGGGUACUAAAUCCUACAGUGUGUCAGUUUGGAGCAAUUAGUAACUGAGAAUGAAAAUUAAACUUAACUGUGUGAAGUUUCAGUCAUGAGAGGGCAGACAGCUAUGGUGACUGAAGUUGGGUGUGUUUUCAGUCCAUAUAACAGAUCUUCCAGAAGAUGUUGGAAAGUCUGAAACCAAAGUCUGAUGCUCAGAAAAAUCCCAGUGGUCUAAUGUCUUUUCACAGCCUAAAUCUGAUCUUUGGGAAAGCUGGGUUUCUCUGUCCUCUGAAAACCAGGAAGAAAAUUUUAAAGUAAAGAAUUUCUUCAGCCACCCUACGCUUUAUCAACUGCACAGCCUGGGAUUCUAAGGUGUGGAUAUGAAAGCUGGUUCUCCCUCUUUUUUCUUCAGUGCUUUGGAAUUGUGUCUUCACUGCUCCAUUAGAUUCAAUUUAAUAAGGGAAAGAUGCCCUCUCCAGAAAGACCCAUUUUAGGUCUUUUUCAAAGGAUAGUGAACACAUUUUUUAACAAAAUAGGUUGUAAUGUUUCCAAGGAAAGUUUUGCCUAUUUUAUUAAGAUGGAAGUUUCUUUUUAGGCUGAUUUGAAGUCCAACUGAAGCUUUUUAAUCAAUAUUUUAGAAUUCAACCACUAGAGAUUUUUAUGAUGCAAAAAAUUAUGUUGUCUGAAAGAUGUGGUUUUAUUGAAUGUCUAUUUGAGUAACAUUUAAAAAGUGUUUACCUUUUCCUGUCCAUCAUUUCUCUUGUUUAUGGUUAUUAUCAAUGUUUAUCUAUUUUUUGAUUUAUUUAAUACAGUUUGUAAUGUGAAAGUCA